Cyphomyrmex costatus is the source of this 600-nucleotide messenger RNA. RefSeq names its product transmembrane protein 35. The record is from RefSeq and is a predicted model, not a curated record. NCBI's taxonomy places the organism in Eukaryota, Metazoa, Arthropoda, Insecta, Hymenoptera, Formicidae. Gene Ontology annotation, biological process: positive regulation of protein localization to cell surface; chaperone-mediated protein complex assembly. Gene Ontology annotation, cellular component: endoplasmic reticulum. The coding region runs from base 1 to 471 and encodes 156 amino acids. The transcript is spliced from 4 exons.
AUGGGUUCUGUAGUGCUUAAGUCGCUCUCGGUGCUCCUCGGCAUAUUCUUUGUUUUCGUCGGCACCAUGAAGCUGACGUCGCACAUCAGCAAGGAGUUGCACAAGGACCUGAGGAAGGAAUACGUCAAGUACGCAAAAGUUUUCCCGCUUUCGGGAACACUUGACUUUAAGGUGCCCAGCAAGUGGUAUCGGAGAGUAGUCGGCUCGCUUGAGAUCAUCUGUGGCCUCGCCAUGGCGAUUAUUCCAAGUCACAAAGUUAAAAACUUUUCAAACACGGUUCUGCUUCUUUUGAUGCUGAUGGCCGUGUACUCUCAUUACAUGGUUAACGACAAAUUCGAGAGGAUCGCCCCGGCACUGGUAUUCUUCUUUAUGUUGACGGGGCGACUGGUGAUCGAUUGGCAGCUCAGGCGACAAAACACACAAUCGGUGACGGCGAACGGUGUCGACGACAAAGCUAAGAAGCAAGACUGAACGGGAUUACAUUUGGAAAACGUGUUGUCUGUUUUUAUUUUAAAUCACGUAAUUCUACGAUUUAAUUUCUGGGACACACUGAUUCUGAGAAAAAUUAAUUAAUUUGUAUAUAUAGACACUCGUUCUAAU